Messenger RNA from Brachypodium distachyon (stiff brome), 2812 nucleotides. Its product is annotated as chloride channel protein CLC-f. Gene Ontology annotation, biological process: transmembrane transport; chloride transport. Gene Ontology annotation, molecular function: voltage-gated chloride channel activity. The record is from RefSeq and is a predicted model, not a curated record. The transcript is spliced from 9 exons. The coding region runs from base 163 to 2406 and encodes 747 amino acids. Gene Ontology annotation, cellular component: membrane; chloroplast; Golgi apparatus. Lineage: Eukaryota; Viridiplantae; Streptophyta; Magnoliopsida; Poales; Poaceae.
CCUCCCUCUAACUCUCGCCCACCCCACCCAUCGCUUCCCCCGCCUCGCCAUCGCCACCCGCCGACGAGAUCAGCGCCACAAAUUCCAGAUCCGCCGAGACCCUAGUUUCGAAUGCGAUCGCGCUAAGCCCUCGCGCGGCCUGCUGCUGCCCCGGUUGCGGCCAUGGCGCACAGCGGCGACCUCGAGCCGCUGCGCGCCGGUGCCGCGGCGCUGCCGUCCACCUCCGACCCGGACUCGCCGUCCACCCCUCGUCGGAACCGCGUGCGCGAGCUUCUGCGGAACCUGGAUCGCCGCCUCUCGAGCCGGGGUCGCCACCACCCCUCGGACGGCGCCACGACGCCGCCCGCGGCGACUGGGGCCGGAGAAGCGGGGACGGCCAGGAGGGAGGAGGAGGACAGCGACGAGCUCGGCGACGGCGCGCCGCCCGAGUGGGCGCUGCUGCUCGUCGGGUGCCUCCUCGGGCUCGCCACCGGCAUCUGCGUCGCCGCGUUUAACCGCGGGGUGCAUGUCAUACAUGAAUGGGCAUGGGCAGGCACACCCACCGAGGGAGCUGCUUGGCUUCGCCUGCAGAGGCUUGCUGAUACUUGGCAUAGGAUAUUGUUAAUUCCAGUGACUGGUGGAGUUGUGGUCGGUAUGAUGCACGGAUUACUGGAGAUAUUUGAGCAGAUAAAGCUAUCAUUAUCACCUCAGAGGGAAGGUAUUGAUUUCAUGGGUGCAAUCUUUCCUACAAUCAAGGCCAUCCAAGCUGCAAUUACUUUAGGGACAGGAUGUUCAUUGGGACCUGAAGGACCAAGUGUCGAUAUUGGUAAAUCUUGUGCAACUGGGUGUGCUGAAAUGAUGGAGAACAACAGGGAACGGAGGAUCGCUCUUAUUGCAGCUGGAUCAGCUGCUGGGAUUGCUUCAGGUUUUAAUGCUGCAGUUGCUGGAUGCUUCUUUGCUAUUGAAACAGUAUUGAGGCCACUUCGAGCAGAGAACUCACCACCAUUUACCACUGCUAUGAUUAUAUUGGCAUCGGUUAUAUCUUCAACUGUGUCCAAUGUUUUGCUAGGGGAGAAGGCAGCUUUUAUUGUCCCGACGUAUGAACUAAAAUCUGCUGCUGAACUACCGCUCUACCUUAUUCUGGGCAUGCUUUGUGGGGUAGUUAGUGUGGUAUUCAGGCAAUUGGUUGUUUGGUUCACAAAGACUUUUGACUUGAUAAGGAAAAAAUUCGGUCUCCCUGCUGUGGUCUGUCCAGCUUUAGGUGGUCUUGGAGCUGGUUUAAUAGCUCUAAGAUAUCCUGGAAUACUCUACUGGGGUUUCACCAAUGUUGAUGAAAUUCUACAUACUGGAAAAAGUGCUUCGGCCCCUGGGAUUUGGCUGUUAGCCCAGUUGGCUGCUGCAAAAGUUGUUGCAACUGCACUUUGCAAGGGUUCUGGUCUUGUUGGUGGCCUUUAUGCCCCAAGCUUGAUGAUUGGUGCUGCUGUUGGUGCUGUUUUUGGAGGCUCAGCGGCACAAUUGAUAAACUCUGCCAUUCCGGGUAACACUGCUGUUGCACAUCCUCAAGCUUAUGCACUGGUGGGAAUGGCUGCUACGCUAGCCUCAGUCUGUUCAGUUCCAUUGACAUCCGUACUGCUACUCUUUGAACUGACAAAAGAUUACAGAAUUCUACUUCCUCUGAUGGGAGCUGUUGGUUUAGCAAUAUGGGUCCCAUCUGUUCUAAGUCACUCCAGCAACAAAGACGUGUUUGAGGCUACAUCUCCUCGGCAUGGUUAUUCUUCACUGUUACCUCCUGCUGAUAGGAGUGAGACAGAUGGGAGACGACCAGAUGGAGAUGAUGUCGAACUAGCGAUUCUAGAAGAAGAUCCCUAUCACUAUGGUAGUAACAAUGAAGAGAUGCUUCUUGAUGAAUUGAAGGUAUCUCGAGCAAUGUCAAAGCAUUUUAUUAAGGUUACACCUACCGUCACCGUCAAGGAGGCAACACUGCUUAUGCAUGACAAGCAGCAAGGUUGUGUUCUUGUUGUCGACAAUGAAGAUUUUCUUGAAGGAAUUGUAACAGUUGGUGACAUUCGUCGUAAAGGCUUUGAAUCAAGUGAAGAUACUAACAGUACUGGGGGAAAUUCGUCUGUUUUGGAUGUAAAUUCUUCUCUUGUUACAUCAUGUCUCACACGAGGGUUUCAGUACCAUGGCAAUGAAAGAGGGUUGGUUACCUGCUUUCCGGACACAGAUCUGAGCACUGCUAAGGUGCUCAUGGAAGUCAAAGGUAUCAAGCAACUUCCAGUGGUCAAACGGGGAGCUGGUCGAAGGAACGACGGCAGGCGUAAGGUCCUCGGGCUUCUUCAUUACGAGUCAAUAGGACGAUGCUUAAGGGAGGAGCUCGAGCGGUGGAAGGCGCUUUAUGACAGAGAAUUUCCAGCAGCCAACAAUUAAUUGGCACUGAGCAGGGAGCACACUGAACAUGAAGAGCAGAAGUUUUGGUUGUACUUUUAGUGAAGAUACUGAAUACGUAAAGCAACAUUUCAACAGAAUUAGGGAUUUAGGCCCUGUUUGGAAGACGGGUAAUCCCAUGUAAAGUUUUGGUAUUUUGUUAAAAUUUGAACUAAAUACCAAAGCUCGGCCCAAAAUAUACUACUACCUUGAAUCUGAACAGGGCCUUAGGUUAACUUGAACACCUGUCUUAAAAGAGCCUCGUCGUCAAAUGUAAAGUCUUCUGGAGUUUACCAGGAUACAUAUUUUGUAUCGAACACAAAUUAUAAGAGGUGAUGGUGUGGUUUUUAGCUUUGAUCAUUCUGGGUUCUGACAUGAUCUAGUAACAUUGGUUGGCCUUGUUGGAACA